Orussus abietinus is the source of this 1389-nucleotide messenger RNA. Its product is annotated as methyltransferase-like protein 9. NCBI's taxonomy places the organism in Eukaryota, Metazoa, Arthropoda, Insecta, Hymenoptera, Orussidae. Gene Ontology annotation, molecular function: protein-L-histidine N-pros-methyltransferase activity. The coding region runs from base 145 to 1281 and encodes 378 amino acids. The record is from RefSeq and is a predicted model, not a curated record. The transcript is spliced from 6 exons.
CGCGGAGAGAGGGAUGACCAGUGUUUACGUGGAUUGUUCGAUAACCUCAACGUCUCGUGCGACAUGAUUCACGGAGAAAGGCGUGUUCGAUGGCCUGGAACGGGCUUCUUGUGACUUGCAGUGGUUUUCGCGCUUCUGGCCGACAUGGAGGGCUCGCAAAGGACUCCCACGUGCACCUGCCCGAGGGCGCAGAAGGGCACUCGCUGGCCGAACAUAACCUCCUCGGGAGAGCCACCCUGCAUCACCAGGAGCUACAGACCACACGGCAGCCUCGCCAGGAUCCUCUUCGAGAAGCAGAGGGCCGACGACAGGCUCGCUGCUUACGACAAAACCCAGUGGUACAGGGUGGACACCACGAGGGUUCGGGAGGACCUCCUGAGGAUGUGGGUCCCACUGGGCGCGGGGCCCAACCGGGACCUGCCCGACAAGGCCGCCGAGGCGUUCCUGGCCCGGUCCACCGAGAGGUCGGACUCCCUCCCUCUGCAGAUCUGGCACUCCCUGGCGAGGUCCGCCCUGUCCUGGUUCAUCAGCCGGACCUCCAUCAACGGGCUCCUGGGCAGGGGAUCCAUGCACGUCUUCUCGGCCGAGCAGUUCGUCAAGCUGAUGGAGGCCAGCGGGUUCGCCGGGCCCUGGCACUCGCUGGUUGAUCUCGGCGCCGGCGACGGCGCCACCACCGCCCACGUGGCCCACCUCUUCGAGAAGGUCUACGCCACUGAGAUCUCGCCGCCGAUGCGAUGGGCCCUGUCGAAACGCAAGUUUACGGUGCUCGACAUCGACCACUGGCACGAGGAGGCGGGUCCCUUCAGCGUGAUCCUGUGCCUGAACCUGCUGGACAGGUGCGACAGGCCCAGCACCCUGCUCAGGCGUCUGAAGAGCGCCCUCGCACCUGGGGGCCGGAUCGUCGUCGCCUUGGUACUUCCCUUCGGGCCCUACGUCGAGGUCGGCGAACGCGGGGACCACAGGCCCUCGGAGUACCUGCCGAUCAAGGGCGUCGGCCUCGAGGGCCAGAUCCCUGCCCUCCUCGACCGCGUCUUCGGGCCCCUGGGCCUGGAGUGCCUCGCCUGGAGCAAACUGCCCUACCUCUGCGAGGGUGACCUCAGCCAGGCUUAUUGCUUCCUGGACGACGCCAUCUUCGUUCUGCGGGUGCGACAGGAGGACCCCAGGACCACCUCCCACGGGAACUGCCCCAGGUCGGAUGUCGGGACGGAGGAUCGCACCAUAUCAGACGCACAGCUGGAGACCGGGAUGUGUGGCGGAGGCAAGAAACUCCUAAGAGACUGAACGAGCUGUAUCGUGUCGACCAGAGCUGCAAACGAAACACCGGUGAACUUAAUCGAAGGCAUAUCUCGAUUUACUCUCCAGACUCGAGAGGUGGCGAGUCAAGUUUCA